AUGGGCACAUGUACACGUAUGCGCACGCGCUCAGUCAUUCUGACCUCGGCCAGUUUGGUUAGAUCUGCUGAUGAUGGAGAUGAGAUUGACAAGAACUUGAGGGUUGGUGUUCCUAAUCUUCUCCCUGUUUGGUCUUUUAAGCUAGUGCAUGAUGUGAUGUUAACAGGGCUCACUGUACAAUUGCAGAUUGAGGUAUUUCUUCCACCAAAUCAACGCGCCUACGGGAGACUAGAAUUGUAUCAUUUGAAUUAUAACAUUGCUAUCAUCAGCGUUGAGAAGAGUUUCCUUGCUGCUCGCCCAGAAAAUAUUUUCUACACGGUAGAAAAGCCAUCUAAAAAUGUAGUAGCCAUAGGGCGUGAAGCUGCAGAGGGUUUAUUAUUGGCGACAUUCGGUGAAGUGACUGACAUGCCUAACAUGUAUCCUAGUGAACUUGAUUGUGGAGACCUUAAGCUGUCCACUUGUAAAAUCAAGAAGGUUGGGAUUGGAGGCCCACUGAUUAACUCUGAUGACGGGAGUUUGGUUGGCUUGAACUUUUAUGAUGAUACGGACGAAACUCCUUUUCUGCCAAGGAGUAAAAUUGUUGAUGUCUUAAAAGGGAUUGAUCUUCCAUCACAAAGUGGAUUAAACAGUCCCGUGAACAUGAUGAAUGACUCAACAGUUAAGAAAAACAGGUGGCUCGUGCCCGAGGCAUACUGGUAUCAUCCUCUAUUGGAUAAGGAUUGGGAUCCAAUCCCUCGACAUGUUGGAAGGGUUCUCCAGUAG
This is a messenger RNA of Triticum dicoccoides, 762 nucleotides long. RefSeq lists its product as uncharacterized. Bases 1 to 762 code for a protein of 253 amino acids. Lineage: Eukaryota; Viridiplantae; Streptophyta; Magnoliopsida; Poales; Poaceae. The record is from RefSeq and is a predicted model, not a curated record. The transcript is spliced from 4 exons.